This is a messenger RNA of Galleria mellonella (greater wax moth), 2000 nucleotides long. RefSeq lists its product as uncharacterized. The record is from RefSeq and is a predicted model, not a curated record. Lineage: Eukaryota; Metazoa; Arthropoda; Insecta; Lepidoptera; Pyralidae. Bases 1 to 1203 code for a protein of 400 amino acids. The transcript is spliced from 9 exons.
AUGUCAUCUCAAAUCUUUGGAAUAUUGUUGAAUAAAUCAUCUGAUAAAGUUCCAUAUGUUUUAUUACAAACUUUUUGUCCAACAUUUAUGACAUUAAUCGUUUUUGUUGUUGUUAUGACGUUUUAUAAUAAUCAAAAAGUACAUUGUAAUAUAAUAAUACAGAGGAAUAUAAUAAAAAAUAACAUGUUAACAGCUGACAACUCGAAAUUUUAUAAUAAUAUUACCUCUACACCGAGCAAUAAUACAUUUGCACAUAAGAAUCUCUUGAACGGUCUACAAAAUGCUCGCAAUAUACUUCAUAGUUUAGAACAGAGCCUCAGCAAGACAAACAAUUACGAAAAACGGUUGCUGCGGUGUAAGGCCUACCAUUGUCGCACUCGAACCAACGCAUGGUUCAACAGCGAACCGUCUGAGAAAUUUACAAAAACAGGUAGUAAAGAACUUUCAAAACAUUUAUUUUUCUUUGAGAGAUUUCGCCGUGUUUGUCCCUGGAGAACAAUUCCUUGUUAUGUCUACAGGGAACUUGAAAAAAAAAAUGUUUUGCUUAUUGACAUUAAUAAAAUAGUUUUUGCUGCAUCUCUUUUUAAGCAUGAAAAAUAUAUCUCGUAUCAAGUGGAUUUAGCCGAAUCUUGGUCUACUAUGAGCAUUGUCUGUCUUCAGUAUCAGUAUGAAGAACUUUCGAAACGUUAUGAAGCUUUGCUGCGAGCGUAUGAUGAACGCUGCAGCAUUGUAAACGUUCGAGAUGCUACUAUAGAGGAAUUACAGAAACGCACAGAGCAACUGUCCGCCCAGCUCAUUCAUGCACAUGAAACCUUACUCACAGUUGGAGAGAGAUUUUUAGCGUUAAAGCGAAAACAUCAUUGGCAGGUAUUAAAUGCUCAACUUUUUUGUUUGUUAUCUGAACAGCCAAGAAAACUAUUGCUCUAUAAACUUCUUAAAAUUUUACAUCAAAAACAGGUAAAUAAAUAUAAAGAAACUAUAGAACUCUUAAAGCAUGUAGUGAAGAGCGUGGUAAGAUCGACAGAGAGAGCGCGUAUGGAAUUGGAACAACGACUGAAGCUGUGCAUGACAGCAGAACAGAAUGCACAUACAGCAUUACUUCUUGCUGAGAUCCGGAAGUGCAAUAUACUCUACUUAGAAAAUCUGCGGUUAAAAGCCUUUAUCGAACAAUUAACACCGGGUCAUGUAGUUUGGAAUACCUAAUUUAUAAUUUAUUGAUUAAUUUUAAAUAUAUUAUUAUUUUAGUUAAUGACUUUACGUAUUUGCUAGGACCAUAUUUUUACUUUGAAAUAAAUACAUGUUUCUUAUACGAGGUUUGUCCGGAAAGUACGUAUAAAAGUUUUUUAAAAAUUUUAUUUUACAAUUAUUCAGGUAAAUCAAUUUUAUCCCCUUCAAAGUACUCCCCCUGUGACAUAAUGCACUUGUGCCAACGCCGUUUCCACUGUGAGAAGGCUCCUUGAAAGUCCUCUGGUUGUAGGUUUCUCAGCUGCCCCGUCGUAGCUUUUUUUAUCUCAUUUAUGUCCCCCAAAUGCCGCCCCCGAAGUACCAAUUUGGUUUUUGGGAACAAGAAGAAGUCACACGGGGCCAAAUCCGGCGAAUAGGGGGGUGUUCGGUCACCGUAAUGGAAUUUUUACUCAAAAACUCACGGAACGAUCUUGGCGCAAAUUUUUUCAUUUGAAGUUCGUUUCUUAGAAUUUCGUGGACCACGGUUUUGCCCAAAUUAAGCUCUUCAGCCACCUGUCUGACCGUUAAACGACGGUCCCCAUUAACACAAGUUCGAAUUCUUUCCACGUUUUCGUCGGAAUGUGAGGUGGAAGGACGUCCUGAACGUGGGUCAUCUUGAACGCUUUCUCGGCCCUCUCUGAAUCUUUUUAGCCACUUGUGGACGGUUGGUUCCUUCACAGCAUCAUCCCCAUAAACUGUUCUGAGAUCGGCAAAAAUUUCACGGCCAUUCUUGCCGAGUUUCGAGAGAAACUUUUACGACGCGCUGCUCUUCAACG